AUGUCGCCCAUGGAAAAUAAAUGUAUUGGAAAAACACAUAAAAUGUCCAGUGACGCACUUUUGUGCUACGCGUGUAACAGCAGAUACGACCCAAGAUGUGCAGAUCCGUUCAAUCCGUACUCUCUAGGAAUUAUGAACUGCAGCAUGAUCGUACCUGCCGUCCCUGAUGUCAAGCACAAUAUUUGCAGAAAAAUGACACAAAAAAUUUACGGCGAGGUGCGUGUAUGGCGCGGUUGUGGUUAUAUUGCUGACGAACGCGACGACAAGGAAUGCGUGAAACGCAGUGGCACGCACGACGUGCAGGUCCACUAUUGUUCCUGCACAACCGACUUCUGCAACGGGGCGAGCGUGUCCUUGCCGUCCCUGCUCCUGGUGGCACCCGUUCUGGCCGCUACGGGCGUAUUGGGCGCGCUGAUGCGAGUGGCGUAACCGAAUGUGGUGUGAUUUUACUUCCUUUUGCAAAAUUUCUGGCUCACUACAUAAAUCUUAGCGAUGCAUUAAAAUCUUUGCGGUCAAAUAAAGUAUUCAAUAGUUCGGCUGGUUAGAAGUUUCCUCACAAAAGUCACAUGUAAUAG
Messenger RNA from Ctenocephalides felis (cat flea), 575 nucleotides. RefSeq lists its product as uncharacterized. The coding region runs from base 1 to 429 and encodes 142 amino acids. Gene Ontology annotation, biological process: sleep; positive regulation of voltage-gated potassium channel activity; regulation of synaptic transmission, cholinergic. The transcript is spliced from 3 exons. The record is from RefSeq and is a predicted model, not a curated record. Lineage: Eukaryota; Metazoa; Arthropoda; Insecta; Siphonaptera; Pulicidae.